This is a messenger RNA of Schistocerca cancellata (South American locust), 4139 nucleotides long. It is a transcript of the gene in, whose product is annotated as protein inturned. Gene Ontology annotation, cellular component: cytoplasm; cilium. The transcript is spliced from 22 exons. Gene Ontology annotation, biological process: vesicle-mediated transport; nervous system development; establishment of planar polarity. The record is from RefSeq and is a predicted model, not a curated record. Gene Ontology annotation, molecular function: protein binding. The coding region runs from base 434 to 3325 and encodes 963 amino acids. Lineage: Eukaryota; Metazoa; Arthropoda; Insecta; Orthoptera; Acrididae.
UAACAUCCUAGGAAAAGUGUGUUAUUAAGUUUUAUCUCUGAUGGUAGUACUUUGACAGCUGUGGUGUUUUGUUUAUGUUUGGGUCAGUUGUGUGAGGUGUGGGUGCUUGUCGUUGAAGUUAAUGAUUUGUUGUUAAUUGUAUGUUUGAAUAUGGCUAUGUGUAUGGGUGUGUCGUGUAGGCAUGUGUCAGUAAGUUAUUGGUGUACGAGUCCAGUCAGUUGAUGUAGUAAAGGGGGAGACAUCAGCUGUGAUUUUAUUUAAUAACACACCUGACACUGAUUCUGGAACAGAUGGAAAAUAAUUGCGGUGAUCGGUAACACAGGGUGGAGUUCGUAUCUAAGGUGCAAAUCCUAUGGGGCUGUUGCUUCUCCAUUGUGCGUGUUUUUUUGCUUAUUCUUGGUAGAGAAAAUUACCCUGCAAUGUGAGUGUUGCAAUGGAUAACAUGGGAGAAAAUGAUUCUCUGAUAAUAAAAGAGUAUUUGUCACUAAAUGGACAGUGCUUGGGGGAAACCAGUACUAGUUCGGGGGAAUCAUGUAAUAAUGUUGUUGAAUGGUGGAACGAAAGCGGUUCAGACACAGUUUCAAGUGCAAGUUCAUAUUCUGAUUCCGAAUAUGAUGGGUCGUUAUUGGAAUGGGAAACUGAGAUAAAUGCAAAAGGGGAAGUUUUCUUUGUGGAAUCUCUGUGCACAUCAGAAAGUGGUAAUAGUACCUCCUUGACCAUGGUGACAAAAUCAGAUACUAGAGAGAGUAUUCCACAACACGCAACUCGACGGAGUACCAAAAGUAAACUUGCUCGAUUGAUUAAGCAUCGAAGUAGUAAGCGGCUCAGACAGCAGAGUGCAAAAAUCUCAUCAUCUUUGCCAUCUACCCCCAGAGAAGUAACUGUUACACAAGAAUAUUCCAACAGCAAAGUGACAUUCCAGGACUGGCAGCAAGGAGAGAUUCGAGAGGUGACAAUCCCAGUGAAUGGAAGAAUGGUCCACAAUCUUGGACGACGUGCCACUUUGUCUGAAAUGUUACUGGGUUUAACGACUAGUAAAUUUGGUGAUGGCACUCGAGUUAUGGUUGCUGGAUUCAUCCCAAAUGGUGAAGCCGCCAAACACUGUGGUAUUAAAAUUGGUGACUGGUUACAGAGUAUUAAUGGUCAGGAGGUCAGUGGGCAAACACUUGAUGCAGUUCUGUCAGCAGUGAAGCCCCCUUGUGAGGUCACUUUAAUACUCCAACGUAUAGCAGGUUACGAAGUCACAAUAGAUGAAUAUCAGGAUAACCAGAGAAAGGGUCGGAGGCAGUCAGAGUUAGUGCGCCGGCUAACAGGAGUAGAUCCUCCUCCACCACUUAUUGGGCAUCCAGUAGCUGUGCUUUACAUGUCUGUAACAAAUGAGAUGGACUCGAGACCAGAAGACACUGACAGAAGUCAUGCACUGAUCUAUUGUUUCCCUGCACAAUCAUCUCCUUCACAACAGGAUACAUUCGUUGCAGCCCGGGGUGCCUUCAUUACUCUGUGUCACCUUUUCCCAAAUGCUGGUGCCUCGACACCUACCAGUUCCAGUGUUAUGGUCAAUGAUGAACUGGUACACAUUUUGUAUUCACCACACAAUGAUGGACUAUUGCUGCUGGCUGUGCCUGAUAGUAGGUGUCCAUUGUGGGAAGCACACCAGCUUCUGGCAGAUAUUAUUCGUAACCUUGAAUUUUGUUAUAAGACAGUGCCUAGAGCUUUCUCAGAUGAAGCUAAUCUUCAGGCCUUGGAUGAUUUCUUCGCACUGUUCUUCAUGCGCAUUCUCACCGGUGGAAAGUGGCCAGCUGAGAGGGCUUCCCCAAUGUUGCAGGAUGAAAAUCCAUGCAUGAUUUCAGCAAAAUUUGAAGAACUGCUUACUGUAGCACAUUGGUUGACGGUGCCUCAUCAUAUACAGGUCCAGAUAGACAACUUGCUGAGUCAUAUGGAAGCCAAUGAUUUUGGAGAUAUGAAUGAAGAUUUUGACCACCAGCAGAGACUAUAUACAAUCAUAGGAUCAUGCUAUUAUCACAAGGGACACUUACUUACGUGGCACAUAGAGCAGUGUAUACUGGUCCACAUUCACACAUUUUUACGACAGCAUUGCUUGCUGGAACUCAACCAUAGAGAAGCAGUGCUUUCACUUCUGGUGUGGAGGGAAGUCUUCUUACCAAUAACAGCACCUCCUGGAGCUCGUCAUUUCCUUUUAUGUGCAGGACAGGGUCAUGACUUACUUGUGGUCUUGCUUGAAUCAGGAGGCUGUGCUGUGACGGCAAUGGAAAAAACAGGCCCAGAUGUGUGCUAUGUGGAAAUGGCCCAGGAAGUACUACAUUCCAUCCAGAAGACUGGCAUUUCUUUAGUUGCUUCCAAAUGGUUAUCUGCAAAUUGCCGUCCACAAAUUACAACACCAGAUGUAUUGCUGUCUAAUAAAGCCUCUCGAAAAGGAGAGAACUUCCUUGGUUUUGUCAAGCAGCUAGAUUCUUUGACACCAACAAAAGCAUCAUCAGUAACAGGUAACAGUUUUGUAUUAUCGAAGAAGCAGCCAGAAGUUACAUCGAUCUUAAAAAGGCGAAGCAGUCCAGACAAAGGUUAUGGGUACAUGUCUUCAGGUGUGUCACUACAAGGCUCUACAUCAGAAGACUCAGCUAGUCAGGCAACAAGUGUCAUGAGUGAAAUGAGUGAUGAGUCAGCUCCCAUUUUGGGUCGGAGAGCUGAAAGAGAACGUAUAACAAGACAUGGCAGUGUAGACAGAUUUUCUGAAUCACCUUCAGAACAAUCAGAAGAGUCGGAAUCUGACUGGGAGGAACAUGUCACUGAGGGCAGUCCUUAUGAUCCAACAUCAUUUGGAAAACCUGUAGCAUUGGACAUGGAUGAUAUCAUACCAUCAAAACUAACUACAGGAGAUGAUAAUGUGUUGUUCCAUUAUGUUGAUCUUAACAUCUGUGAAGGUGUUCUCUUAUCGCCAUCAGUUUUCAGUGAACAAAUGCAAUCUCAAAAGAUGCAGGAGAUUCUCACAAACUUUAAACUCAGCAGCCAAGCUAUCCACAAACUUCUACAAAACACUGUUUCAUUCAAGAAACUCAUGAAUCAGGAAAUAAACAAGGCCAUCAUAAACAAAGCAUUGGUUGCUAUUAAAGAAUGUGGCAUGUUGUUUGAGAUGAACAUGCAGCAGUCACAAAAUGGAAGAAAAUCAGCAUCCACAGUGACAUACUGGGUUGUAGGGAGGCUGUUUUUCACUCCUCAUCCCCGAGAAGUUUAUGUGUGUUAUCAAGACUGUGCAUCACAGAACAUGGUGGAAAUUGCAUUCAGACUUGCACUUAGUGCUGCUGGUUGAAUUGUGUGUGAAUAGGGGUACAUUGUACCAGCUACUGAUCCACGGAAGUGCCUUACACAUAUUUAAAACCAACACUUUUACAAUUACUCAAAGGAUUACAUUUCAUGAAUGUUAUAUGUAAAUAUAGGCUGUUUUGUGUAAAAAAAAUUAUAAGCAUUUUCAGUAUAAAAAAUAGUUACACUCCAGAGUGCCUCUAAUGUUUGUUUCCAAAUGCGUACAUGUAAAUUCAAUUUGCAGAAAUUUGGAGACAUUGGGCUGCAGAAAGUUUUGUAAAACCCACAUUUCUCAAUAGAUAAGAAAUUAGCAUGUCUUCUGUAUGCAACAAACUGAUAAUAUGAUUAUUAUUGUGAUGUAAGACUCAUUGCCAACAUGCCACAUAUUUAAUGCAGUUAAUAAUAAGUAUAGCUGCCAACAAGUUGCCUGAUUCACUGACUGGAAAUGUCACUGUGGAGAUCCUUGAUUUCAGGACGUCCAUGAAGAUGAGAUGUAUAGAAAGUAUUUAUUAUGAACAAGAAGCAUGUUAAGCACAGACAGAAAAACUCUUGAAAUAUAUGCCAGUGGAUGUAAGUAAUGUAAUAAGGCUGUCCAUAGAAUGACAAAUCUGUGGAGGGUUGUAUGUAGAACUCAGAAGUCUUUGUCCAGUCCACAUACCAAGUGGAGGAACAAUGUCAAGAAUAAAAGUGAGCUCUCUGUGAAAACUGGACAUACAAUACAUUGAAAUUCUAAAUGCUGAUAUCACAUAUAAAAGUCAUUUCUGAAUACAAAAAAAAAAAAGUAUUUCCACAUGUUCUCACAUUUUUGCAGCUAUUUGUAA